AUGUUGGCUGUGAGUUUGAGCUUUUUGAAAUUUUUUAAAACUUUUCUCAAAUUCCAGGCAACAAUCCUGUCCAUCUUUUCGCUGGCCACGGCCCAAUGUAAGUUCCAGUUUUAUCAAGAAGCAAUAAUUGAAAAUCUACAAUUCAGUUGCUCUACCCAACCAGUUCGGAGCAUCUGGAAUGAGCUCGAACCCUUGGAUGGGCAUGUUCGGAGGACAACAACAAGGGUUGAGCACUCUCGGCCGUCUCUAUGGUCUUGCUGGUUCUCAAGGCGGAAGCCAACUCCCAAGACUUCCAUCGAACAUUGCCAACCUGCCCAUUGGCACCGCUAUUCAGAAUGGAAUCUUUGGAAGUGAGUUGACUCCGAGAAACUUACAAAUCACUAGGAAACACCUAGAGACCACUUAAGAGGCUCCUCGAGGGCUACUUGGAGAGGACACUAAAGUGACCACUAAAACCACUUCUAUAGAAGCUACUUCAGUAGUUUUUAUUAGUAGUACAACGUAGACUUCUUAAGCAGUCACUUGAAAGGACACUUAUUCGGCUACUAUAUUGACUACAAAAAUUCCAAGGCCUAAAGUGGCAACUAGAAAUUUUCCCAGAAAGUGCUUGAUUAUUUAAAUUAGGGAAAAGCUUCAGUAUGUAAGUAAAGCAUCUCAAACUUUAAAAAAAUAGUUGUGAUUUCCAGUCAAUCAGUGCACAGCCAACGAGACUCUGGUCUCCUGUGGAUCUGAAUGUGAGCCCAGAUGUACCACCUCAUUGACGUCUCAACCUGUGAGUCUCCUACACACUUUUUUUGAGAAGCUUCACUUAUGAAACACCUCGUUAGCCAUAGAACAGCCAGAAAAGAAGAAAUGAUCAAAAAUGUAGCAUGAUUUUUGAUUUGAGCUCAUUAGUUUGGCCAAGCAUGGAGGGUACAUUCCCAUGAAAAAAAAAUCCGUUUUUUCUUGCAUGUUAGACCCAGAAAAAAGUUGAUACGUAGAACUUCCGCUCUUUGGUUGAUCUUUGCUCGAAAAGUGCAUUUUGGGUUUGCAAGAAUGAGAAAAAACAUUGAAAACAUCAGGAAAGAGUUUCCAGUUGAAAUUGAGUUCAACAGAGGAUGAGUGAGAAGUUUCAGAUAGCUUAAAAUAACGAUUUAGUUGAAAAUCUUCCAAAAAAUUGUUUCAAAAAACGCUUUGAGGUUCAAAAUUGCCUCCAAAGCUGCGUCCCGAACGUUUGCCAGUGCAACACGGGCUAUGUCCGGUCUUACGACGGCUCUCGUUGUGUUCUGGCCCGAGACUGCCUUGCGACUCUUUCCAACAACUGUAUGAUGGUCGGAACUACGCGAAUUUGCUUCCCAGGUACUAAGAAAAAUUGAUGAAAAUCACUGGAAAAGCUAAAAAUGCACCGAGAAAAUAAGAUACUCGUAAAAACUCUAGUGGCCACUUAAGAGGUUCCUCAAACACUACUUGGAGAAAGCACUCAAGUGGCGACUAAAACCACCUCUAUAAAAGUCACUCUUUUGCGUCUGUGUCCACUAAAGUCGUUUUUAGGGGUCUUGUAGAACCACUUAGACUCCUAAAGAGGCCACUAAAUUUAGUCAUUUAAGUGGCCUCUAAUUCUACUACUAUGUCGAACCCUAAAGUGACCACUGAAAACUUGUCUAUACAUAGAAAUUUCCAAGCCAUCGAGAGCCUUUAAAAAAAUAUGAAUAAAUAAAGCGCCACCUUUUUUGGAAUGAAAAACUGUAUUUUCUCUCAAAUUCAUCCAACUUCAACUCCAACUUCCAGGCGCUCAAUGCGGCUCAACCUACUGCCCCUCCGGCUGGAGCUGCUCCAACCCCCAGUUCUGUUUCGGAGCCUCUUGCCAGCCUUCCUGCGUUCCCAACUUUGGCACCGUCAACUUGUACAAUCCCCGUUCUGGAUUCUUUUAA
Molecule: messenger RNA, 1910 nt
Organism: Caenorhabditis auriculariae
Lineage: Eukaryota; Metazoa; Nematoda; Chromadorea; Rhabditida; Rhabditidae
Source: the annotation of a GenBank genome assembly